Molecule: messenger RNA, 5823 nt
Organism: Effrenium voratum
Lineage: Eukaryota; Dinophyceae; Suessiales; Symbiodiniaceae
Source: the annotation of a GenBank genome assembly
AUGAGGAGACCCUCGCCGCCUAUGGCCGAGUUCAAGCGCAUGGUGAGCCUCGUGAUCUCUGGGGCCGGCCAGGCUGAGACCUCGGUGACGGAUAUCCUUAUGGAGAUUCGGUCUAGGUGCCCCGAGUGGUCGGUGACCCCCUGCCGCGUGCGCAAGGUGGCCGCAUGUGCGGCGAGUUCCACUGCCCACCGCUGCGGGGAGGCGGAGAGGACCCUGGCGGGCGGCCACAGCUGUGGCGGGCGCGUGGAUUGGCUGGUCAACAACAAGGGCCUCACGCCCAAUGAAGCUGGCAUACAGGUGGCCACCGAGUAUGCUGUGGAGUGCUGGCGCUGCGGCUUCCAGACGACCAGCUGUCAGCUGCCCCCGAGGUAUGGCGCAAAGGAGCAGGAGCGAUUGCAGAUGAUGAACUGCGGGAAGGUGCAGAAGGCAUCGGUGCAGUUCAAGGAGAUCCUCGAGGCGAAGGCGGACCGUUGGGCCUCGGAGGAGCAGAAGCAGCUCUGGCAGAACAAGAGCGCCUUGGCAGAAAAGUUCUGCAAGCAGUCGGUGGCCUUGCUGAACGAGGAGGAGUACGAGAGCGCGGCGGUGGUGGCGCUCUAUGCCUGGAGUCAGGUGAUUAUGGACGGCUCCCAGUGCUGCGAUCUGCUGCGGCCGCCCUACUGUUUGCAGUCGCAGUGGUCCUGGUCCACCUUGGCCGUGGCAAUCCUAAUCGGAGGCACGCUCAUCGCUUUGCUGACCUCGGUGCUGGCAUCCCUCACGGCGCGGGCGCCGGCGCGGGGCACCAAGCCGCUGCCGGCGCAGAGCCAAGUGCCGGAGCCGGGGAAGGCGGCUACCAAGGUGGAGGAGCUGUACCAGGAGCUGUUUAAGCGCUGGAUGCGGGACCACUCCCUGCGGGGCCUCUACGGCGCCUGCCACUUCGCCGAGACCGCGGCCUCGCAGUUCGCGGCGCUCGCCGCGGUCUUCGACUUCCAGGUGGACUCCGUUAGGAACCAGUUCGACCACUUGCUGUCCCUUUGGCGCUCCCACUGUGCGAUCCUGGCUGAUUUGGAUUUGGAUGUCGAUGAGGACGACGACUUUGUAGAGGCAGCCGUGAACGAGCAAACCCUGCUGCACGAGGCGCUUGGUGGCCUGCAUGCAGAGCUUUUGGAGGGCUUCCUUCGUUGGAGGCAACGCCUGUCCGACGACCUCAAGGAGCCGUUGAGCAGCGGGAGCUUGGUCCUGGGGGGCGCCCGCUGGGCGCACCUCGUGCCCGGCGACUGGCUCCACGCGGACAGCCGAAAGCUCGCGGCGAACCUUGCCACCACCCACCUCGCGGAAAUCGCAACCUACCUGCUGGUCUGGGGCGAAGCCGGCAACCUGCGAUUUAUGCCGGAGGCCGUGUACUUCCUCACGGAGCUCACGCUGUCCGCGGAGCCAGAGCUGUAUCCGCACCACCAGGCGGAUGGGAAGCAUAGCAGCGGGCUUUUCCUUUCCCGCAUGGUGAGGCCAAUGUACAACCUUGUCUUCGACGAGUGGUACCAGGGCCUUGACUUCAAACCUGUGAGUGAUGAGGAUCGCGGCAAAGGAGUGAUGCCCAGCCACAAAGAGAAGCUCCCCACGUUCCACGGGGGCUACGAGGCCUUUCUGCCGCCCGACGUGGCGAACUACGACGAUUGGAACGAGUUCUUCGCAGACCCAAAGCGGCUGCGCCGGGGUAUGCCCCGGCUUUUCGACCUGGAGCAUGGCAAGCGCUUUGCCGUUCUACAGGAGUUUAACCUAAGCAAGAUGCUGACGAGCCAGAAGAUGAAGACGCACCGCGAGGUCCACUCUUUGUGGGGUGUCUUCGCCUCGACGCACAGGAUUUGGCUGGUGCACGCGCUCCUCUUCUUCGGUGCAGUGUGUGUGGUCGCUGGAGAUCCGUUCGACGACGAUGAGACUCUGGGUGGCAAGGGCCUGGUGCGAUGGGCUGCGCUGGGCUUGCUGGCGCCAUUCCAUGCCUUGCUGCUGGCAUUGGCGCGGGUCUACACCUGCGGCGCGGCGACCCGGGCCUCGAUUUGCGGCAUAGGGUGCUUUUGCGCGAACUUUUGGCGGAGCCUUCUGUGGUUCGCUCCGGUUGGGACCUACGGGGCACUGCGCUACGCAAACCUCGCUUGGACGCCGGAGAUUCUCCAAUAUCUUUUAAUCGCGCACCUGGUGGUAUCUCUGUUGGCGCUCGCGUCGUUGCUAUUUUUCCCAGACCGCGGCUUCGACGCGCCCUACAAGGAGAAGCCCCGGGCGCCGUUUCACCUCCGCCUCGUGAGGUACUUCUUUUGGUUGAUGGUGCUGGCGGGCAAGUUUUUAGUGGCCGUGGUACUCUUCAGAGCCAUCUUCGACCUCAUCCUCGACCUCCAGCUGGAGCCUUUGGGCCGCGCGACCUCCGAGGACAUCCUGAUUGCAUGGUAUAGCACAAUUUGGGCCAGGGACCUACUAAUUUGGCUUUGGCUCUGGUUUUCCAGCCUUUUCAUCUUCUGCGCCGACACACAGCUUUGGUUCACGGUCGGCUGCACGAUUCUGGGCGUCGUGGUGGCCCUCAUCCAGCGCCGGUGCCGCACGCUGCACUUCGCCUUUGAGGACGCGCUGCACAAACUCCCCGGGCGCUUCGCCGAGAAGGUGCUGAGAUAUUCGCCCUGCAGCAAGUCGGCCUUCGCAAAGACGUGGAACCUGGUGAUCCAGCACAUGACUCAAGAGCAGAAGAUCAACGUCCGCGAUAGCGGCGAGCUCUGCUUCGACUACAUCCUCUCGGAGGAGCCGGGCGCGCCGGUGCUUUUUAACGAGGAGAACUGCCUGGAGCGCGCAAGCAAGCACUACUGCGGCAUGGCAGACACUCGGGAGUGGCCGGUGAACAAAGAGCUUCAAUGGCGCUUCCUCGCCCUGUCCCGAGGCCUGGGGCUUGAGCUGCCGCGGCCCUACCGAACGCCUUACGUGCCGGGCCUCACCGUGUUGAUCCCUCAGUUUGAGGAGCCUGUGCUUUUGCUGCCGGAGGAUCUCUACAGCGAGGCGCCGGGUGAGGCGAGGGAGUUGGGGCACCUCAUCGACUACCUGCGCAUCAAGUAUGUGGACGAGUUUCAGAACCUCGCGCAGAACUGGAACGUGCCCGGAGGGGUUCGCAACUGGUCCCGCUACAGCCCGGAGCAGUGGAAGGAAACCUGCGUUUGGGCGUCCAUGCGAUUGCAGACGCUCUGGCGGACCGUGGCGGGCAUGUGCAAGUACCACGACGCGCUAGUGCUGCACCACGAGCUUCAGGGCACCAACUCCUCAGGGCUCUUGUGGCGUGAGGACGACACAAGCGAGAUGUUCCAAUGCCUGGUGUCGAUGCAGAUGUAUGCAUACUUCACCGCGGUUCAGCGAGAGCAGGUGAACGAAAUGCUGGAGCGCUUCCCUCCCAACCUGAAGAUCGCGUACAUCGAUCACAGCGAUGUGGGGGAGAACUGCGAGAGAGAUGCGGUCCAUCCGCGGCAGUCGCGCAGAUACUACAGCUGUCUCAUCGACCGCAAUUGCCAGUGCAUCCAGGCGAAGAACCCGGCGGCCGCCUUUCGGCAGCCUGCGUAUCGCGUGGAGCUGCCGGGGUAUCCCAUCUUGAGCGACGGCAAGGCAGACAACCAGAACCACGCCCUGCCCUUUUCGAGGGGCACCAUCAACCAGUGCGUGGAUGCCAACCAAGGCGCCUACUUCGAGCAGAUGCUGCUGCUGCCCUGCGCUCUCGGCGAGUUCCGCUGGAACCCCAAGCAGAUCGUGGGCUUCCCUGAGCAUAUCACCAGCGACCUGGGCUCCGUGGGGGACUUCGCCGCGGGCUCGGAGAUGGCCUUCUGCACGCUGCUGCAGCGCUCCUACGCCACCCUGGGGGCGCGGAUGCACUACGGACAUCCGGACCUCAUGAACAAGCAGUACAUGAUGCAACAGGGCGGCGUGUCCAAAGGCACAAGGACCUUAAACCUCUCGGAGGACAUCUUCGCCGGCCUGGACUUCGCUCUGCGUGCGGACGGCCGCGAGAUCUGCCACCGGGAGUACUUUCACCUGGCCAAGGGCCGAGAUUUGGGCUUCAAUGCAGUGCUCAAGUUCUUCUCGAAGCUCUCGAGCGGCUCCGGGGAGCAGCUCCUCACACGGCAGAUGUGCAGACUUGGCCAGCUGAUGCCAUUGCCAGACGCUCUCACGCUGUACUACGCUCAUGCCGGCUACUAUGUGACCCAGUUCCUUCUGUCCUGGGUCAUGCCAACAGUGCUGUACACCUGGGCGCUGAUCUUGGCCUGUGACUGCGACUUGGCCUUCGAGGCCUUCGAAGGCUCUUGCGCCAAGCGCCCGGCCCAGGAGCUCAUGGGCAGGAUGCUGUCGAGCAUUUACACCAUCGCGCUGCUUCUACUAGUGCUUCUGGCCACGGCCCUUCCGCUCUUCACAGAGGAAUGGCUGGAGAGGAGCUUCAAGGUUGCUGUCAAGAGGCUGCUGAAGCAGGUGUGCACCUUGUCUUUUCUCAUGUUCGUCUUCCAGGCCAAGAUCAUCGGGUACUACGUGAUCAACGAGCUUCGCUACGGUGGUGCCAAGUACAUUAGCACCGGUCGAAGCCUCCCCACCGAACGCCGGCACUUCAUCCGGCGCAAGGGCGACGAAUACGAAGGUCUCUACUUGGACUACGCCAUCCAGGCCUUCUACGACGGGCUCACGCUGCUCAUCGCCGCCGCCAUGGUUACGGAGCUGGGGGGGAUGGAGGCGGACAACAUCUAUCGCGGCCGCCUGUUUGCGCUGUGGUUUUGCAUCACCCUGACCAUCAUCUCGUGGCUCUAUGCGCCCUUCGUCUUCAACCCCCACCAGUUCGCGCGGCGCCACAUCAUGGAAGACAGGAGAGUCCUGUGCCAGUUCUUCUUCCAGAACUGGGGCUCUGGCUGGAUCCGGUGGUACGAGGAGUUUCAGCUGAAGCCGCGGGUGGGUCUCAGCAUCUCGAUGCUGGACUUCAACUUUCUGGUGGUUUUCCUCGGCAUCUCUGUGUGGUUUGCAGUGGUCAACCACAAGGUCAGUAUGAUGCAAGUGAUCUUUUCCACGCACACCUGGAUGAAGGAGGUGGCGGCGCUGACGUUGCUCCCCCCGAUCUUCACGUCCCUGGUGAUGUGUCUGCUCUGCUCCAGCUGCUGUGCGCUCACAAGAUGUCUCAGGAGGAUCUGCAAGAAGAGCGAUCCAACUUGGGAGCUGCUGCGCAAGCUGCUGCCCAUCAUGACGCUGGUGGUGGUGCUGUUGGAGGUCCUCGAGGCGGCGGCUUGCUUGGAGAUCCUGCGGACCACCGCCCGGUGGAAGGACUACAUCGCUGGGCUAAUGCUGAAGUACCUGCUCCUGGAGGUGGUGAUCUUCCUUGCUGAAGGCUUGCUGCGGAGCCGGUGCGCCCGAUCGGGCGCCUGUCGCCCAGACAAGGGCCUACAGACCCUCUACUUCUGGGUGCUCAGCAAUCGAAUGUUCCGCGACAUGCUGACCAGCACGGUGAUCUUGGUGCCGCUGCUGCUGCUGAGCUUCGUGAACUCCCUGCUGCGCCGCUGCUGCCGCACCUUCGACGCCCACGAGUUCCUCAUCUACCGCAGCAGCGGGCACCGCGCGCGGCGGCGCUCCUUCUGCGGGGACUCGGAUAGGGACAGCAGGGACAGCAGCAGCAGCGUCAGUGAGAGUCGCAAUACCUCGGACACCAGUAGCACUGACGAGGAGGCGCCGAUGGCUCCCAGACGCUGACCAAAGACCGUCGGCCAGGAGCUGCCGCCUCAAAGCGGAAGGUGCAACUUGGCAGUUGCUUUGGUUUUAGCGAACCUCAGUUUAUAGUUAAUUUUUAAGGCGAAA